This is a messenger RNA of Betta splendens (Siamese fighting fish), 3357 nucleotides long. It is a transcript of the gene pax3b, whose product is annotated as paired box 3b. Gene Ontology annotation, biological process: regulation of transcription by RNA polymerase II; anatomical structure development. Gene Ontology annotation, molecular function: DNA-binding transcription factor activity, RNA polymerase II-specific; RNA polymerase II cis-regulatory region sequence-specific DNA binding. The coding region runs from base 408 to 1886 and encodes 492 amino acids. The transcript has 9 exons. Lineage: Eukaryota; Metazoa; Chordata; Actinopteri; Anabantiformes; Osphronemidae. The record is from RefSeq and is a predicted model, not a curated record.
ACUGUGGCAGAGAGAAGAGCUCCGCUACUUUUUAAGGUCUCCUCUCACUUUGAACCGGUGUCAACAAACAACAACAACAACAAAAUCAGCUCCACGGCGCUGGGCACCGAGGUUCCACGAGCUUCAAAACAGGCGAGUCCGACCGGGAGACACGUUUAUGACUUUCAGGAACGGCCGAAUUCCUAAAUCGCUGUUUCACUGUCGUCAAAUUGAAGUCUUCGGAGGGUUGUGUCCCGGGACGCUCGUGCUGUAGCCCGGGCGCGGCUAACGGAGGCUAACCGAGACCAGGGGGCUUCUCACCGGAGAAACGGCGAUUUUAACGACGCUCUCUCGCCACGGAAACCGGCGCCGGAGGAGCGGGCUCCCCGAUUGGAGGAGAUUUCCGUAGUCGCUGGGGCGGCGGAGGUAUGACUGCGUUGGCGGGGUCAAUACCCAGGAUGAUGCGACCCACGCUGGCUCAGAACUACCCCCGCAGCGGCUUCCCGCUGGAAGUGUCUACCCCGCUGGGUCAAGGCCGAGUGAACCAGCUCGGAGGAGUUUUCAUAAAUGGCAGACCUUUGCCCAACCACAUCAGGCAUAAGAUCGUGGAGAUGGCCCACCACGGCAUCAGGCCGUGCGUCAUCUCCCGACAGCUCCGGGUCUCGCAUGGCUGCGUGUCCAAAAUCCUGUGCCGGUACCAGGAGACGGGCUCUAUACGACCCGGCGCCAUCGGAGGCAGCAAACCCAAGGGAGCAACGCCGGACGUAGAGAAGAGAAUAGAAGAAUACAAGCGGGAAAACCCGGGAAUGUUUAGCUGGGAGAUUCGGGAUAAGUUAUUGAAGGAUGGAAUAUGUGACCGCAACAGCGUACCUUCAGUCAGUUCCAUCAGUCGCAUCAUGAGGAGUAGAUUCGGGGGGAAAGGCGACGAGGAUGAGGACGAAGAUGAAAUUGAGAAGAAAGAGAUGGAGGACAACGACCGGAGAGCCAAACACAGCAUCGAAGGCAUAUUAGGAGACAGAUCGAGUCACUCAGACGAGGGCUCGGACAUCGAGUCGGAGCCUGAUCUGCCGCUGAAGAGGAAGCAGCGCCGCAGUCGGACCACCUUCACAGCGGAGCAGCUGGAGGAGCUGGAGAGGGCGUUCGAGAGAACCCACUACCCUGACAUCUACACAAGGGAGGAGCUGGCCCAGAGAGCCAAACUCACCGAGGCCAGGGUGCAGGUGUGGUUCAGCAACAGGCGGGCAAGAUGGAGGAAGCAAGCAGGAGCCAAUCAGCUGAUGACAUUCAAUCACCUGAUUCCAGGAGGGUUUCCACCCUCGGCCAUGUCCAGCAUCCCACCGUAUCAGCUGUCUGACAGCACCUACCCCCCUUCAUCUAUAGCACAAGAGCCCCCCAGCACGGUGCAUCGGCCCCAGCCGCUCCCGCCCUCCUCUGGCCACCAGGCCUCCGCUGGAGGACAGGGAGAAGGAGGCUCAGCCUACUGCCUGGCCUCUGGACGCCACUCCUUCUCAGGCUACUCUGACAGCUUCGUGGGCCCUGGAGGACCGGCCAACCCCAUGAACCCGGCCAUAGGAAACGGGCUCUCUCCUCAGGUGAUGGGCCUGCUGAACCCGGGCGGCGUGCCCCAUCAGCCCCAGAGCGACUACGCCAUCUCCCCUCUGACCGGCGGCCUCGAGCCCCCUGCUGGCAUGGCGGCCAGCUGCAGCCAGCGCAUGGAUCACAUCAAGGGCCUGGAGGGUCUCACCAGCGUCCCCUCCAUGUCAGCUCUGCCCUCCCUGCCCAGCUCCCAGUCCUACUGCCCGCCCUCCUACAGCUCCCCCGGCUACACCGUGGACCACGUGGCCUCCUACCAGUACAGCCAGUACGGACAAAGUGCCCUUCCUUAUCUGAGGCCUGAAAUCACCUGAUCAGACACUCUGGACGUUGCAGCGAAGUGUUUAUGUGUACAGUAAUGGAAAUCUGGACCAAACUGUUGCUACAGUUUGCCAGGCCGCGUCCUUGACUGCAGGACAUGAUGCUGUUAAUUCUUGGACAAUGGACAAACUAAAAAAAAAGGGACCACGAGAAGGAAUGUCACGCCAAAAACUGUUGAUUGACUGAACUUUGCAGCGUUGCUCGUGCUGAUAAACAGCAGAGGUGCCAGCAUUGAUGCGACCGUCUCUGGGGCCACGAAGAGGAAGGGGCACCUCUGGGGUCCAAACACCCAAAGCUGCCGCCGCGGAGCAGCCCAUGGAGACGACGCUCAGAAGAACGUGUUUCCGUGUCUUAGGGCCAAAUAAGUGCAUAUGAAAAUUCCAUGUAUCCCCAAAUUGUAUGUACUGAAGGGGAAAAAAACAGAAAAGGGCUUUUUUGAUUUUAUUGCAUUUAUUUGAUGUUAGCAUUCCACAUGUGGAGAGAAACUCCCGGGAGAAAGACAACAAACACAAAUCUGUGUGUUUUUAUUGUAUCGGAAACUCUAACGACACCACAGCUGUACUGCAAAGAGAGUCCACUGAAGCGCCCCCCCCCCCCCUCCUCCCCCCUCCUCUCCUCAGCGGCUCCGCCUCUCUCUCCUUCUGUCUUAUUGAUGUUUCAGACGGUGAGACGGGGCCGCCGGCCUUUUGUAGUUUCAGAGAGGAACCCGGAUGAGGUCAGAGGGCGACUUCGGCGAAAGUGACGGAUGAGAGAGCGGCGGAGGCGGGUGUGCGGGAGGAGCAGCCAAAGGGGGAGGCGGGGUGAGAUCGAUCACUGGGGGUUAAAAAAACCCUUUAAACCUCACGCAUCGCGAAAGAGCCGCCGGGUCACAAGUCACGACCAGGAGCCAGUGAGCGACAGAGGCCUUGUAUCAGAGUCAAUCUCGUCAUUAAACAAGUAAAACGAGUCUUAAACAACAUGGAUGAUUAGUCUGGAUCUGGUUGCAGCCCUGGAUCAGCAGGAGCCUCAUGUAUUGCUACAGUGACACAACAAGUUGAAUCAGUGCAGUCACGAAGGCCAGUGUCAACAGAGAACGACCAACGACAAAGCCAAAAGUCUGUUUUCAGUUUAUUUGUUGCCUUGAACCUUUUCCUGUUUCCACUUAGCAAAUGAAGGUAAUAAUGAUUCUGUUUUAGAAACAUUCCACUCAUAUUUAUAUUCACAAGUAAUUGUUUGUGAGGAUUAACAUUUAAAACUUUCCACAGUAUUCGUACAGGUUAGUGACAAUAUCUUAUCCUCCAAUUCCAGCUCAGUGGUGCCUUCAGGAGCACUCGCGUGUCGUCCGUCUUUCUAUAUUAGAACAAGUCCUUUUAUUCCUUUCAUAUAUUUUUUUGUAUUAUCUGACAAAUUGUUGAUGACGUAAUGUCACGAGUAAAGUCGCAUUAUCACUACUAUUUAUAAUUAAAUAAAAAAAAUCUGAGAAUA